GCUAAUCGACGCCAGAAAAAUCGAUCAACAAGGAAGUGCAAUCGCAUUCACGUGAUCCACACAAUAAUAAUAUCGGAGUGACAACUUGAGCAUCUUUCCAAAAAAAAAACAUGAGACGAGCGCUACAUUUUGUUUUUAAAAUUGGCGACCGAGCCAAAACGGCAACAUUUUACCGAGAUGUUUUGGGCAUGAAGGUUUUGCGCCACGAAGAGUUUGUCGAAGGCUGCAAAGCAACAUGCAACGGUCCCUAUGAUGGCAAAUGGAGCAAGACUAUGGUUGGUUUUGGUCCAGAAGACGACCAUUUUGUUGCUGAGCUCACCUACAAUUAUGGGGUGGGAGAUUACCAACUUGGUAAUGAUUUUUUGGGGCUGACCCUCCAGUCCAGCCAAGCCAUUAGCAAUGCCAAACGUUUGGGCUGGCCCCUCACAAAAGUGGGGGACGCAUUGUACCAGACACAGGCUCCAGGGGGGUAUCGCUUCUACCUAGUGGAUAAAGAACAGCCCCUCACAGAUCCUGUGCAGAAGGUUUGCCUUGGAGUAUCGGACCUCCUAAAGUCCACCCACUACUGGUCGACACUGUUGGGAAUGAAAGUGAUGGAAAAGAACGAAGACAAAAAAACAGUGCUGCUGGGAUUCGGAGACACGCAGUGUAAACUGGAGCUGUGUGACAUUAAUGGGACUGUGACUCAUGGAACAGCAUUUGGGAGGAUUGCCUUUUCAUGCCCCCGUGAUCAACUUCCGGACCUGGAAGCAUUGAUGAAAAAGGAGGAUCAGAACAUUCUCACACCAUUGGUGAGCUUGGACACUCCUGGAAAAGCCACCGUGGAAGUGGUAAUUCUGGCUGACCCUGAUGGUCAUGAGAUUUGCUUUGUUGGCGAUGAAGCAUUUCGACAGCUUUCGUUGGUGGAUGCUCAAGCAAAUGAGUUGCUUGAUAAGGCCAUGACUGAAGACAAAAGCAACGAGUGGUUUGCAAAGCACAACAGACAAAAAGCUGCUGCUUGAAAUGAACGACGAGUGCCUUAAAAAACUGUCAACUUUCAUUACGCUUUAUUCCAAAUGCUUCAUAAAAGUCUGAUUCAUUUUCACUUACAGUACAUCGCACUUAUGGACUAAAUGCUUAAUUUUGAUGCUUUGAUAUACAAUAAAAUUAGAUGGACACCUAUUCGAUCUAAUGUGUCGCGAUUCAAUUUUCGUGCCCUUAGUCCAUCGCAGAUUUUUUUUCCAAGUGAAAAAUAAACACAGAUGAGCUGUCAUGAUCCUUCUGCUCCUUUUCUUGGUCAGGCAGUGCACUGGAGUUGCUUUAAUAUUAAAGUUAGUUUAGGUUUGAUCUUGCCAGAGAUGCCUGGAAGCCGAAACUUAAAGGCGCCACAUGCAUCAAUCAUCAUUUAACUUGUUAAACAGUUGCUAUGUAACAGUCACCUCCUUUAGUGGUGUUCCUCCCGACAUCCACCACGCGAUGGCGCUGCUUUAUUUAUGCUGAAUAUAUUCUUCUGUUGUUGCUUACUUUUAUGUUGGAGUUCAUCUGGGAACGCGUGUGUGCAAACCUCGAAGCUCCUGAGUGACGAGUGGUCAAAGUAAAUUUAUUUAUUUUUGUUAAUAAAUGUGCAUAAGUGGUAGCUUCUCCCUUAUUUUGUUACUUUUAUGCACUCAUCCUACCUACCUCGUGUUACAUGCUGUGGCAACUCAUUGUGUGUAAGAGAGAAGCUUGAGCGGAUUUGUGUGGAUUCACUCAAUGUAGCAUUUAAUAAAGAAAAGCAUUUUUCUACUA
Corythoichthys intestinalis (scribbled pipefish) is the source of this 1767-nucleotide messenger RNA. It is a transcript of the gene glod4, whose product is annotated as glyoxalase domain containing 4. NCBI's taxonomy places the organism in Eukaryota, Metazoa, Chordata, Actinopteri, Syngnathiformes, Syngnathidae. The record is from RefSeq and is a predicted model, not a curated record. The transcript has 9 exons. The coding region runs from base 111 to 1001 and encodes 296 amino acids.